Molecule: messenger RNA, 2479 nt
Organism: Apus apus (common swift)
Lineage: Eukaryota; Metazoa; Chordata; Aves; Apodiformes; Apodidae
Gene: MSANTD2
Product: Myb/SANT DNA binding domain containing 2
Exons: 5
Coding region: 13-1824 (603 amino acids)
Source: RefSeq, a predicted model, not a curated record
GGCAGCCGCAAGAUGGCGGCGCCCUGCGGCUCCUCGCCCCUCCCGCCCGCCGAGCCGCCGCUGAAGAUCCCCAAGAUGGAGGUGCUGUCCCCCGGCUCGCCCGCCGCCCUCAGUGACGGCAACCCCAGCCUCUCCGACCCCUCCACUCCUAGCGGCGCCUCCCCGCUGGGCCCGGGUCCGGCGGCCGGCGGGGCUGGGCUGGGGGGCCGCGGCGGGGCCUCGCCCUCCGUCUCCUUCUCCCCGGGGGGAGCUGCCGCCGCCGCCGCCGCCGCCGCUUGCCGGGGGAUGUCGUGGACUCCGGCGGAGACCAACGCGUUGAUCGCGGUUUGGGGCAACGAGCGGCUGGUGGAGGCGCGGUACCAGCAGCUGGAGGGCGCCGGCACCGUCUUCGGCAGCAAAGCCCCCGGGCCUGCCAUGUACGAGCGGGUCUCCCGCGCCCUGGCCGAGCUGGGCUACGAGCGUACCCCCUCUCAGUGCCGGGAGCGCAUCAAGACCCUUCGCAGGUGCUACAGCCGCGUGAAGGAGCACGGUGUGGGGAAGAGGAAAAGCAGCUACACCUUUGAGCAGCUGGAGCAGGUUUUUGGGCAGGGGGGAUGGGACUCCCAGCCCUGCCAGCCUGUCCUCAUCAACAGCAGCGGCUUGUACCAGGAGCUGGAGUCAGAUGGCAGCACAAUGGAGGAGUAUUCACAGGAGGAUUGGGGAAACCACAGUCAGGAGCUUCACUGCUACCAGACCGGCGAGCAGGAAUUGGAUGAAAUGCCUCCCACAAAAAGGACAUUAAAGAUAAAGCAGGAAUCUUCAGAAGACACGCAAACAUCUGGAAGGCUCCACAGCUCCAACCCUCCUCGGCUUCAGUCUGCAGCACACGAAACAAAACCCAGGCCAGGACUUCCAAGGGGGAGAAAACUUGGGAUUUUUUUUUUUUUCAGAUUAUUUUUAGAACUUUCCAGAGCUGACUUGUGGCCUUUUGGGAAGCACGACGUCAUGCAGAACAUUAUGCAAAUCUUGGAGUCAGUCCAGUUGAAGUGGGAGCUGUUUCAGAGCUGGACGGACUUCUCCAGGCUCCACCUUUCUAACAAACUGGCCAUUUUUGGCAUUGGUUACAACACCCGUUGGAAGGAGGACAUCCGUUACCACUACGCAGAGAUCAGCUCCCAGGUUCCUCUGGGCAAACGGCUCCGGGAAUAUUUCAACUCGGAGAAACCCGAGGGUCGGGUCAUCAUGACCCGAGUGCAGAAAAUGAACUGGAAGAAUGUUUAUUACAAAUUCUUGGAGAUCACCAUCAGUGAAGCCAGGUGCCUGGAGCUGCACAUGGAGAUCGACUGGAUCCCCAUCGCUCACUCCAAACCCACCGGCGGGAACAUCGUCCAGUAUUUACUACCAGGAGGGAUUCCCAAAAGUCCUGGUUUGUAUGCCAUCGGAUAUGAGGAGUGCCACAAGAAACCCCCUUCUCCUCUGGCCGAGCACCAGGGGCCUGAGCCAGGCAAUGAGACUCCAGGGGAGAUGGAGGUCCCUUCUCCACAAGCCUCCCUCCGGGUGGAUAUGGAAUCUGCCCGGAUUAUCUACUGUUACCUCGGCAUUGCUGAGGUCCGGACUCUUCAGCAGUGCCUGUUUUUACAUUUUCAGGCAAACACCAAAACCUUCAGCAAAGAUUGGGUGGGGAUCAACGCCUUUUUAUCUCAGAACUGCGUUGUCGAGCCCGGUGUCUCCCCCAAAUCCAUCUACAUCAAAUUUGUGGAAGUGGAGAGGGAUUUUCUUUCUGCUGGCUCUUUGGUAGAGUGCCUGGAAAAAGCCAUCGGAUACCCCUUAAAAUUCAACAACUGAGUCUUGUCCUUCAUAAGGAUUCGGGCUUUCUGCCCCCUUUUUCCAUCUUGCUACCAGACACUUUCAGAUUCAGCCCCUUCACCAUCAGAUUUUCCUCCUGGAAAUGAAUUUUGGGGUGAGAAGAGGUUUGUUUUUUUCCGGGGCAUUUUCCACGGGCUCAUCCCCAUGCCUGGUUUUCCUCCGGGAGCAGUGCAGCCAGAAGAAGCCCCCGGCCCAUGAAAUUACUGUAGGUACAUUCCACAUGGGAUGAGCUUGUCCACGUGGUGUUUUCAUACAAAAAAACCUGUUUGGUUUUUGUUGUUGUUGUUGUUGUGUGUUUUUUUUUUCUUUAUUCCACAGUGUCUCGUUUUUAUGCAUCCGUCUCUCUUGUCAGUGUUAUUACAGAGCUGAAUAAUUAAGCAAUAGAUAAUGGCAAGUCGGACCUUGGGGCACGUUCAAGGAGACUGUUUUUCAAAGAUAUUGUAUAUAAUUUAGGACUUCACUUUUUUGGUUUCUUUCUCACUCGUCAGGUGUUUCUCUCCAAACAGUGUUGCCUGCAAAAAAAAAACCCCAACAAAAAGACUUUGGUUUCUGGGACAUCUCCCACCUCCCUCGUAGCAUUGCUACUUUUAUUUUAUUAUUUUUAACAUUAAAAAUAAUUCCUGGCCUUUUUUUU